Messenger RNA from Psilocybe cubensis, 3666 nucleotides. RefSeq lists its product as uncharacterized. Bases 1 to 3666 code for a protein of 1221 amino acids. Gene Ontology annotation, molecular function: RNA-directed RNA polymerase activity. Gene Ontology annotation, cellular component: nuclear RNA-directed RNA polymerase complex. Gene Ontology annotation, biological process: siRNA processing. Lineage: Eukaryota; Fungi; Basidiomycota; Agaricomycetes; Agaricales; Agrocybaceae. The record is from RefSeq and is a predicted model, not a curated record. The transcript is spliced from 13 exons.
AUGGAUCUCAAUAUACGUUAUGUUCCUCACGAAGUCAACGAAUGGACAGUAACGCGUGCCGUUGCAGCUGUUCUUCAUUCAGAAGAUUUUGCACCAAUCAUUGAAGGCAGAUUGAUCAACUUUAGGGUCAAACUGAAUGAGAACGUUGCAAGCGGUAUCAGGAAUGAUGGGACUGGCGUUUUAACGCUUCCUACUGAAGAAAUUGGGUCCAAAUUUCUCAGAUAUGUCUACGACGAUCCCAUCAAGAUUGGCAAACAGAAGCUGAAAUUCUUCAAGUCACCCAAACCUCCUCCAGAACACCUUUCAGUAACUUUGAGAAAAACCCCUUACGUUAAUCCCGACAUAGAAGAAGAACGCCAGGCAAAAGUAUGGGCUCUUGACACCAAAUUACGCGUCGACAAAAUCCAAUUUGGUAUUUUUUAUCAAUCCGUCUAUCCAGCGGGACAGAAAGUCAAACCUGGACCUCGUUCCUUUUCUGUUGAAUGGGAACGAGACUAUACCAGGAACAGUUACGCCUGUCUACAUUUUGAAUACGACCACAAAUUAAUUCGUAUCACGCUAGGAAAUCAACUGACAGAACAGUUUGGAUGCAGUAUUGCGGUUCACUUCUCUAGCAUUCAAAAAGUUGGAGUUGGCUAUGACGGAAACCCAUAUAUUUGUUUUGAUACCCUCACACCUCCAGUUCUAGAAAGCGUUCAAUUUCAUCGUACGAUGACAGGAGAAUAUCAAAGAGAUAACCAAAAGUAUAAGCAACGGAUCGGAGCGAUCGAUGAUGCUCAUAUCAACGUUGCCCCAUACGCACCUCAGCUCCGAAUUGUCCUCUAUAACCACCCAGACAAAGACCUUGUCAAAGAAUUUACCAAUAUGUGCGAAAUAGCCGGCCUAUCUAAAAGCGUGGUUUUAAGGCUUGUUGGUCCCAACCAACAAAUUGAAGCCAACAAAAAGAAUUUUUUCUCUAUUAAACGUAUGCUAAAACUUCACAAAACUCUGGGAAAUUUUGAAUGGCCAGUCGCUUUCCAACUGGAAGCAUUAUUAUACAACAACCUCAUGCAUACCGAUGAUCUUGACUCUCUAAUACUUCAAAUUCCAUCGUUGAUCGCAACCCAUGGUGCCCCUUUCGUUGGCGACCUCUUACGCCGUUAUCAUGAUGAAAUGAAGGAUCGACCUCGCACAGAAAGCCCCAGUGAUUGUUUUAAGAGGACUAUGACUCGAACCAAAAUUAAUUUCAACGUACCCCGGGAUUCUUUCCGUUGCCACCACGUAACAUUCACACCUACUCGCAUGAUUUUAGAAGGCCCGUACCCGUCACAGUCUAACCGCGUUAUUCGUCAAUACCAAGGCUUCGAAGACCAUUUCCUCCGUGUUGAUUUCAGGGAUGAAGACCGUUUACAAUACCGUUGGGCUCGUGAAGUCAAUGGGGCCUCUUUUCUUAUAUCACGGGUCGGCGGGAUUCUCAAGCAAGGAUUCGAACUUGCUGGACGAAGGUUUGAGUUUUUGGCGUAUUCAAGCUCGGCUCUACGCGAGCAUGCUGUUUGGUUCAUGAAUCCAUUCUAUCAUCCCCAGAGAGGCAUGGUCGAUGCUCAUUUUAUAAGAGAGUCUCUAGGUAAUUUUGCCGGAACGGAAUUGUUCAAACAGCCUUCCAAGUAUGCUGCACGCCUUGCCCAGGCAUUUACAGCGACGGAUCCAUCGGUAGAUAUCCUGAGACAUGAAUGGGAUGAAAUGCCAGACAUCGGCGAAAAGCCGUACCUCUUCACUGACGGCGUGGGCACUAUUUCAAGAGCGCUUGGCGACAGGAUCUGGUCAAAAUUGCGAGAGAACAAGCACAGCACUGGGAGCACCCUCAAACCUUCCGCAUACCAAAUCAGGUUCUUGGGAUACAAAGGUGUUGUGGCGAUCGACGAAGAAUUAGACAAAAAUGAGAGCAGUAUUCACAUGCGCUUACGACCUUCGAUGCGGAAAUUUGAGGUCACAGAUAACCAAGUUGCUCCCCUUGAGAUCGCGCAAGCGUUUGAGCUCCCCAAUACUUGUUAUCUAAAUCGCCCGCUUGUUAUGGUGCUUGAAGAUCUCGGGGUACGAAAGGAGGCGCUUCAAGACCUCCAAGAUGAUGCGGUCAGGGAAGCCAGGACAAUUGAUGAUUCUAUUGGUCAUUUCCGCGAUGUGCUCAAGGCACAUCAUCUUGGAUCAGCGUUUAGGCUGCGAGAAAUUCUAACACGCCUUAAAGACAAGUACAAUAUGGACCUUCGCUCUGACGGUAAAACUAUUGCGAUGGAUGAUCCUUUCUUACGGCAGCUUCGCCAAGUUGCGAUGAAUGAUAUCCUUCGCGAUAUCAAACACAGUGCUAGAAUUCCUGUGCCUCAAAGCUAUCUCUUAGUAGGUGUAGCAGAUGAAGGUCCAGCGUAUGAGGCAGAAGGACGUGAAAACGUUUAUUGCCUGGCCGAGGGCGAGAUAUAUGCCUGUAUCCAGACGCGCACUGAAGAGCCAAUCUGGUUGACAGGAAAUGUUAGUAUUUCCAGAAGUCCAGUGGCACAUCCAGGAGACAUACGACGCGUCAGGGCUAUUGGUAAACCACCCCCCAACUGUUUCUUUGGCCACUUAAAAAAUGUGGUCGUCAUGCCUUCUAAAGGUAGUCGUUCAUUGGCAUCAUGUCUUGCUGGUGGAGAUGUUGAUGGUGACCUCUAUUCCAUUAUCUGUUAUGAUCCUGUGUUACCCAGAACUUUGGAGGAGCCUGCUUCUUAUGAAGCACUGAAGCCAUACACGCUACCUGAAAAUCGUGAUGUCCAUGUGUCCGACAUAUGUGAUUUUAUAGUAGAAUACAUCAAUUCUGAUCUUCUGGGCCUUCUGUCUGAUAGACUUCUUGUAAUAGCUGAUCAAUCCAUUGACGGUAUCCGUGACCCCAAUUGUAUAUAUCUAGCAGAACUAUGCUCUCACGCAGUGGAUUAUCCAAAAUCAGGAUCUCCACCAGACUUGGAUACCAAUGAGCUCCCGAGGACACUCAUCAGGUGCAAACCUGAUUGGCAUGCGGCUGAAGUGGUGUCUCCUAGGCCUACGGAUUAUUACGAGUCAAGCAGAGCACUGGGUUACAUGUACCGUUCAAUCACACUCGACGAACUUCAACCUAUUGUUCCCACUGGCCCUCCAAUGAAAGCCUUUACGGAUCCUAUAUCACUGGCUCUUUUGGACAGUGUCAGACACUACCUUGGAGAUUCGGCAUUUAUCAGCGAUAAUCCGCCAUCCGAGAUUGUGAAACUUUUCGGACGUUAUGCAGAUGAACUGAAAUACAUUUCAGCAACACAUACACUGUCAAACACUCCAGGAGCCCAACUAUUGGAGGCAGAGGUCGUUAUUGGCACCAUUUUGGCCAAAUGCUCUCAGAAACGGUGGAGAAAAGAUAGGAUAUACCGGAUGCGUCUACAUGCAGAACAUCUCGUCAGAGAUGUUCAAAGAAGCCUGUCUGAAGCCGCCAUUAAACGUGAUUCAGACUACACUUACACGGACCUGAUCACAGGUCUCGAACUUUCUUGGUUUGCUUGGGGAUAUAGCCGUCGAUGCCGCUAUAAUGAGCCAGGGUCUAACAGCUUUGGUCUCAUUGCGUUGGGUAUCAUCUUUGAUUGUCUAGACAAGUUAGACGAGUUAGAGGUUAAGGGUAGGCACGGAAGCCUGAGCUAA